Messenger RNA from Corythoichthys intestinalis (scribbled pipefish), 3658 nucleotides. Its product is annotated as serine/arginine-rich splicing factor 1. Lineage: Eukaryota; Metazoa; Chordata; Actinopteri; Syngnathiformes; Syngnathidae. Gene Ontology annotation, cellular component: cytoplasm; nucleus. The coding region runs from base 201 to 965 and encodes 254 amino acids. Gene Ontology annotation, molecular function: mRNA binding. The record is from RefSeq and is a predicted model, not a curated record. The transcript is spliced from 4 exons.
CAACACCGGAAGUUCCGUCUUUGGCGGAGGGAAAAGGGAAGGCUUCUUGGCGACGAAAGAACUGGUCGUAAACCGCAAACAGAACAACCGCUGGACAAACCCUUCCAGUGUCCACACUUUUUGGGCAAUUCGCCACCCGGAACGACAUCUUGUUGCGAUUUUGUAGUCAAUUUAAUCGACCUGCACAGUUGGGAGCCGCAAUGUCUGGGGUUGUGCGAGGCCCGGCGGGAAACAACGAUUGUCGAAUUUACGUGGGCAACCUACCGCCCGAUAUACGCACUAAAGAUGUGGAGGAGGUCUUCUACAAGUACGGUACUAUUCGGGACAUCGACCUGAAAAACCGCAGAGGAGGGCCGCCUUUCGCUUUUAUUGAAUUCGAAGACCCAAGGGACGCCGGAGAUGCCGUCUAUGGCCGGGACGGAUACGACUACGAUGGUUACCGGCUGCGCGUGGAGUUCCCCCGGAGCGGCAGGGGUUCCAGAGGCAGCAGUUUCGGCGGGGCUGGAGGCGGCGCCGGCGGAGCUCCCAGAGGUCGAUACGGGCCCCCGUCCAGACGUUCCGAGUACAGGGUGGUUGUAUCCGGACUCCCUCAGAGCGGCAGCUGGCAGGACCUAAAGGACCACAUGCGCGAGGCGGGCGACGUGUGCUACGCGGACGUGUACCGGGACGGCACGGGCGUUGUAGAGUUUGUGCGCAAAGAAGACAUGACCUAUGCCGUCCGAAAGCUGGACAACUCCAAGUUCCGCUCGCACGAGGGAGAGACGGCGUACGUUCGCGUGAAAUUAGAUGGUCCCCGCAGCCCCAGUUACGGACGAUCCCGCUCGCGCAGCCGCGGCAGCCGGAGCCGAAGCCGCAGCCGCACCCCCAGCCGCAGCCGGAGCCGAAGCGACUCUCGAGGACGCGGACGGCCCUCGCCGCGCUACUCGCCGCGUCACAGCGGCUCUCGAUCGCGAUCGCGCUCCUAGGAAAGCCGGUGGCUUUAUUCCCUUUUGCUCAACUUCCCUCUGCUGCCCUGUGAUGUAACUAGGGUUGCAAAAACGGGAGGAAUUCCAGUAAAUUUCUUUCUGGAGUUAAAGGGAAAAAUGACACCGUUAUCAUGUUUGUCCCAGCAGAAAGAAUAUUCUUUCAUGAAUUUAAAAAAAAAAAAAAAAAAAAAAAGCACAAAAUUUCAUUUUUAUGUGUAAUAGCGGAGAAAAGAGUAAAUAAGAGCCAGUAUUUCCAGGAAGUGGCCUUUUGGCAUGGGGGCAGACAUUUUAUCGAUGCCGGUACUGUUUUAGACAAUCAAAUGUGAAUAUGCUGACUUACUCACCCUCUUUCGUUAUGUUAUUAUUACUCAACAUAUGCAUCCAUGCUUGACCCCUUUGUGUACAUAUCUGUGGGUAUAAUUGACAUCAUAAAACUUUUGUUUUUUUGGUUAAACAUUUUCCCUGUUAUCAGAGAUGCGAAAGACGUUUGCUUAAGUAGUUAACAACUAAAACGACUAAUUUCUUAGACAUUUGAUAAUGGAGAUAAUAUUUAGACAAGAAAAUGAUGCCAUUUACGUGCGCUGCCAUUUUGUGACGGUAAUACCCACACUCACGUCAGGUGCAUGAUAACUGGUAUUAAUGAUGUCACGAGAAAAGGAGGGGUAUCUGGCAUACUCAUGAUUGGCUAAAUCUGUAUCAGCUUUCAUUUCCUGGAAAAAAAUGCAAUUUCUACUACUACACUUGAAACUGACAUUUUGUGUGUUUUUUUUUUUUAUUUGUUAUUUCCGCUGAGCUGCACAUGACAAAAGGUGUCUGUCCCUUUAAGAUGGGAAUUUUGAAACGUUGUCGUUAUUAAGCGAAUGUUGCAACAUUUUGUCGUGUACAGACGUACACGCUAAAUACAAUUCAAUGAAAUGUUUUAUUUGGAUUAACAGAAAAUAUCUGCGUUAAUGGACUACACGAGAAAUCUCAACAAAUUUCUACUGUUGCCAGGUUGAAAUUUUGACAAUUUUAAGGUAGAACAAAUUGGUUAACAAAUUACUUUUCGAUUAAUUUGUUUAUUGGAAAAUUGUCGUAAUUCAAUAAUAUCGAGAAACAAAAACUUGACGACACUGUCAUACAGACAUUUUGAUCUAAUGUUUUAUUUUAACUAAUUGGCUGCCAUUGACGGCGAUUGAUGCCCAAUCCAAUCCACUUGAACUGGGAUGGCUGGCUGCCAACCCUCUCGUCCAGUAGUGAUAAACUAAUUCAAAUUCACAGUUGGAUGACCCCCCAAAAAAAAACAGCUACGCAAUUGGACAACUGUCAUCAAUGCCACUGAAAGCUACAAUAACGAAUCUUCAAAUUUGGUUGCUAACCUUCUGUCCCAUCAGUCAGUCCUGGCAAUUCCCCUGGAAAAUUCCCGCAAUUUUGUAACCCUAGGCGUUAACUCCCAACACUUUUUUAAUUAAAUAGUUUUGUCCUUGUGGUAAAAGUAUGUAGUUGUUCACUCUCCUUACCUCUCUUCCUCCUUUUUUCCCCUCCACCUGCACAAAAAUGUUGAGCCGCCUCAAUGUUUUUGCAAAUCAGAAAAAAAAAAAAAAUUGGACAAACACCACCACCAACGCUUUAACUGUAUUUCACCUUGUGUCUUCCUUUAGAAUUCUGAAGAGAAGGAUUAAAGUGAUUUGGAAUUAAAAGCCACUGUGGUGGAGCACAUUUCAUUUGUAUGGUCAGGAUAGGACAUCAAAUGGAGGCCAUGGUAUGCUUCACAUUCCGUCAAUCCAUGUCAUUGCUUUGUUAUGCAUGUCAUUGAUUUUAAACUGCUCUCUGGCCUGCGACACGCAAAAGUUGUGGUGUAAAUGUAACAUAUUUGCUGUUGUAUGUAUACAAAAAAAAAAACAUAGGACUUGAUGCAAUGUUAGGGAUUUUUCCCCCUGUUCAUACUGGCUUUUUUUUUUUUUUUUUCUCAAUUUUGUUUUUCCCCGAUUUUUGUACGUUCUGUUCUAACGGUCUGCCUCUGAUUUUCUUCCUGGUAUUUCAAGGUUUUGAUUGGAGAGAAGUGGCUCAGUGGAUCGCAAUCCUUUGGAGCUGGAUCCAUUUUUAGGAAAGGGAUUAUAGGCAAGAAUGGAUGCUCGGGAACGGGAUCAGUUUUCCAGGAUUUCCCAACAAAAUUUUCAGAACAAAUUAAUAGGGGACCUCCCGGAGCAACUUUUUCCUUGAUUUCCCCCGGCCCCCUUUUUUAAAGUUUUUUUUUUUAUUUUAUUUUUUAUAUUUUUUAUCGUAGCCUGCCACCUUGCCAAUCUUAGGUUUUUCAGUGAUAAUGGCGAGAAAAUUGACGAGAAAAACAGGACCAGGAAGUUGGAUCAAAGGAUGGAAUCGUAGAUGCCUGGUAUGAGGGAAUCAAAAGUUGGGGAGGGUUUCAUAGGGGUUACUAGUUUGAAUGUUGAUUGCUUGUUCUAACCUUUUUUCCUUCUAGCAUUUUCAAUAAAGACAUUGAAAGACAUAAUGCCUCUUUUUUUUGUUUGUCAAACCUAUAGUAGUCUAGCUGUUCUAUCACGAAAGUUAGGUCGAUUGUUUGCAUUUAAAUAAAGUGAAAUAUAUUCAUUUAAAAUAAUUAUUCAAAGAAUGAUUAAAGUCUAUAUUUACAUUCAUAAUAUUAAAAAAAAAAAAAACUAAAUUUAUAUUCCACCGUCUUUACGCCACGGGCGAAU